CAUGCAUGCAUGGAAGACGGAAGCACCUUAAUCGCUGAGAAUAAAACGGAAAAAUAAGCAUUUUUUUUCCUUCCAAAACUAAGACGAGGAAGAACAUGGAUGCAACACAAGUGGCGGAAAGGCCCUCUCUCGGAACAACUCAAAGGAAGAGUCUGCAGAAAAGGAAAAAAAGUGAGAAACAAAUAAGUAGAAGCAUCAAAAAGAUAAGGGCUGACAUGGUUGAGAUUAGCGAGGGGCAAAAGCGCAUAAGGGAGGGGCAAAAGGAAGUGAGGGAAAAAUUUCAGGAGAUAAAUAAAGAGGCCGCCAAACUAAAAGAGGAAACUAAUCUAAUCACUAAGCAGAGUGCUGCAAAUCAACUCAGGAUUGAUCUUAUGUUUCAAAUCCUCAGAGCAAGAGCAGAGAAUGAUUCUGCCAAGGAUGCCUUUCUCACUCAAGCCUUGCGGGAGCUAAUGACAAAGCAGGACAUGGGCAAAACCAGGGUUUGUGAACAGAAGCAAAGCCAAGAUUAAUGACUAACCGUGUUUCUCAUUACUUGUACUUUUCCUUUCUCUUGUCGAGAAGCGAGAACGAUCUAAUUUACGUCGUUUCUUCCU
Messenger RNA from Populus euphratica (Euphrates poplar), 593 nucleotides. RefSeq lists its product as uncharacterized. The transcript is spliced from 3 exons. NCBI's taxonomy places the organism in Eukaryota, Viridiplantae, Streptophyta, Magnoliopsida, Malpighiales, Salicaceae. The coding region runs from base 96 to 509 and encodes 137 amino acids. The record is from RefSeq and is a predicted model, not a curated record.